UCUUUGCAAGUUACUGUCCUAUACUACCAACAGACGAAGUUUGUUUAUUUUGUAUAUCCGCGAAAUAUGUACUAUGGUGUUUUGGUUAUGUUGUAUAGAAAUAUGUUUGCAUAUAUUCGAACAUAGGUAUUGUGGUUUAGUUAAAUUCGUGUGAUGUCGUAAAAUGUAUCUGUGUUGUUUGGCUAUUAUCAGUAACUGAAUAUUCAAUUCUGAUUUGUUUUCUCGACGUUUUGCUUAUUGGCGACCGUAAACUCUUAUAUUUCCAUCUCGAAUUCGACCUUCAGUUGAAUAGAGUAAAGUAUCACCACAUAAACGUUACCGCUGCCAAGGGAUUUUCCGAAAUUUAAGUCGUAUUUAUUGCUUAAUACAGUUUUAAUAUUUGCAUUUUAAUUAGGAUAUGCCAAGUAGGUAAAAACCAUGACAACCGAGUAUGAAGAACUGGCAGAUUCCCUGAAAAAGUAUGAAGAGCAGUUGGCACAAAUACAACUUGCAGUGGCAACUACUGGGUCAUUAUCAGAUCAAGACAGUUUGCUCGUACUGCAAGAACAGAUGACUCAUCUUAUCGCAUUGACUAAAGAAAACAUGACUCAACUCAGAAAUAAAAGUAGUGAUACAGUUCAAAAUGAUAACAGUGAAAAUGAGGAUUGGAACAGUUCCAGUCAGAACUCAUCUGAAACAACAUUUAAUGAAAUUAAGGAAGAUUUCCGGUCUCUUGAGGGCCUGAAAUGUCAGGCACCAUAUAAUCAUGCAUGGGGCAGCUGUAGUUACCAUAAUGCGAUUAUAUCUGGAGUUGAAAGUAUGGAGGACACUAAUUCAAUAGAUGCAAUUCAGGUCCGUGUGUUUUUUACAAAUCCAGUUUCCAAAGAGAUGGCACCUUGUGAGCAGUACUUUGCAGGUACCUGCAGAUUUAAUGAUGAUUGCCGGUAUUCUCACGGCCACAUGGUAUCACUAUCAGAUUUGAAAGAAUACAGUGAACCUGACUUUUCUGCUGUCCAACCUGGAGUCAAGGCUUUAGUAAAAAGUGACAACAGUCUAUGGGCCCAUGCUACAGUAAUAGCACUCAACAUUGAUGGAAGAUGUGAUGUUAAGUUUGAAACUAAUGGAAUUGAAACAACUGUUGAUUUGCAACAUAUACUUCCAUUAGUGGAGCCUGAGGAAAGACUGACAGCAACAGAUAGCAGUGAUACAGACAUGCCAGAGCCUUUGUGGGAUACAAAUAUGGUUGAAAGAGCCCUAAGUAAUCCUUCAGCAUCUGUUCUUGGAGAGUGGGAGAAACACACAAAGGGUAUUGGCUCCCGCCUUAUGGCACAAAUGGGAUAUGUGACUGGUUCAGGAUUAGGAAAAUUUGGAGAAGGAAGAAUUGAACCAGUAGAAGCAGUUAUUUUACCACCAGGAAAGUCAUUAGAUCAUUGCAUGAAUCUAAGAGAGAAAGCUGGUGACAAUGGAAAUAUAUUCAGUAUGGAGAGGCGACUUAAAAAAAUUAGAAAAAGACAAGAAAAACAGAGGAUAAAACAGUAUGAAGAAGAUAAAGGAAAAAAAGAUUUAUUUUCAUUUUUGAAUACCCAUUUAUCAGGGAAUACUGCAAAGUCUAAACCAGGAGUAUCAACUGUUAAAACUGCAGCUGUUCCUGGAACGUCAAGCCUUAAAACACAGUCUGCUCGUGGUCUAAAUGUUGCAAGUCUACAAAUUGGAGAAGGAAUUCGCCGAGCUGAAAGAGAUCUUGCUCACCUUAAUGAGUCUCUUUCACGUCACAGUAAAGGAUCUGUGACAUACAAAACACUGCUUGCGAAACAGGAAGAAAAGAAGAAGGAACUAAUGAUGCUAAAAACAUCAGAAUCUGCUGUUAAUAAUGAGCGAAGUCAGAGAAAUGAUUACAAAAAAAUGACAACAUUCUGAUCUUCAAAAAGAACCAAAGAUUAGAUAGCACAGCUGAAUUGUUGGUGUUUAGAAUUGUGGGUUGCAUUGGGCUCUCAACCCAGAUGUGAGUUAAAUUGCUAGUUUCCACAGGUAUGUGUCAGCACACACUCCACGGCAAAGUAAAAGUUUUAUUGGGAAAUAAAGCUCUUUCUUGUUAAACCUUCUCAAGUAUUGGAGAAAUGUGAAAAGAGAAGAGGUAAAGUAAAAGAUUAGUUUUCUAAAGCAUAAAAGAUAUUAUUGUAAACAGGAGCAUAGAAAGGAAAGCUGUGAUCUUUAUGACUCGACAAAGCCAAAUGUAGUCCUGGCUGUUGAAGGAACUGGAUGUGGACAUGUAACACUGCCAGCGGGUGCACAUUUGUUGUCUUUUAGCUAUGUGGUAGUCAUUUCAGAGAUCAUUAAUUAAGUAAUGUGUCAAAGUGUUCCACUUGCUUUAACCCCAAUGUCUUCCUCAGACAUAGACAUAAUGGUGCUACACUCAAGCUGGGACCACAGUUUGCCUUGUUGGGUAAUAAAAAAUAUGUUUUUGUGUAUAGAUUCAAGAUAGUUGUAAGAAAAUGAUAUGUUCUUUUAGUGCAUCCAAUAAAAUUAUAAGAAUAAUA
Schistocerca serialis cubense is the source of this 2516-nucleotide messenger RNA. Its product is annotated as zinc finger CCCH-type with G patch domain-containing protein. Gene Ontology annotation, biological process: regulation of transcription by RNA polymerase II; negative regulation of DNA-templated transcription. The transcript is spliced from 10 exons. Lineage: Eukaryota; Metazoa; Arthropoda; Insecta; Orthoptera; Acrididae. Gene Ontology annotation, molecular function: DNA-binding transcription factor activity, RNA polymerase II-specific; RNA polymerase II cis-regulatory region sequence-specific DNA binding; metal ion binding. The record is from RefSeq and is a predicted model, not a curated record. Bases 418 to 1896 code for a protein of 492 amino acids. Gene Ontology annotation, cellular component: nucleus.